UCCUUUUAAUUUCUUCUGUGUAUCUGUUUUACCUGAUACUGUUGAUUGUGUUAACAUUGCUAGCUGAAUCAGAGCUUGUCUUAUCACUCAGUUGUUCUUCAGAUUUACAAUUCAGAUUUCUGGAUGUAAUAUACUUAUAAGAAUAGACUUAGUUAAGCUUUAUCUGCCACUCACAAGUACUUUAGUUAAGCCUUAAACUUGUCCCAUCCCAUUUGUUCUUUGGUAUCUGUUUCUAGUUGUUUAAUUUCAAUGAAAGGUUGGCUCUGUUUACUCAUUGGUUUGAGUGAUCUGAUAUGCUUUGAAUAAUAAAUUUAUUAGACCCAUCCAGCUAUUUUAAGUUUUAGAGUCUGAUACUGAGAAGGGGAUUAGGGUCGAUUUCAUCAGCAUUUUGGUUUGAUGGGAGCUGAAGAUAACUGCCUCGAUUAUUCUACUAUUGUAAAAAGUAAAGUUGUCAUUCCUGGUUAAAGAAUCUUGUUUUAGUGGAAAAGGCUGGCUGGCUGAAUUAAUUGGCAAAAAUGAGUAAAUGCAUAUUGCCAAGCUAUAUAUGAAGUAGUCGCGUUUUAAUGGUUGGCGACACGAGAUAUGACUUUCCGAUUCUAGCCUUGUGCGUUCCAAAUUGAAAGAAGGAAUUUAGGGUUUUUUCGCCGCCACUGCUUCUAUUCAAUUUACAUAGCAGCAGAAGAGAAGCUUGGAAUCGGAGAUUUUGUUCACUUCUUACCGAGAGCUGGCAGGCUUUACCAGUGAAGAAAUGAGUGAAUUCAUCAAGUUAUCACCGAUUAAGGAGUUGGGGUUCUUGUCAUUCCUUCGGAACUUCAGGGAACUCAGAUCUAUUUCGUUGGACUUCACAUGUCCUCGCAGCAUCUGCAGUUCCUCACUUUGGAAAGUGAGGGUGAAAUUCAGCAGUGGUGGAGCCAUGGUGGAACUCUUUCUAGAACUACCAGCUUUUGUGCCUUGGGAGUAUACUGGGGACAAAAAGGACUUGCGAGAUCCGUUGUUGGAGUUUGUAGAAUAUAGGGUUUUUCGCCGCCGCUGCUUCUAUUGCAUUUACAUAGCAGCAGAAGAGCUGGCAGGCUUUACCAGUGAAGAAAUGAGUGAAUUCAUCAAGUUAUCACCGAUUAAGGAGUUGGGGUUCUUGUCAUUCCUUCGGAACUUCAGGGAACUCAGAUCUAUUUCGUUGGACUUCACAUGUCCUCGCAGCAUCUGCAGUUCCUCACUUUGGAAAGUGAGGGUGAAAUUCAGCAGCGGUGGAGCCAUGGUGGAACUCUUUCUAGAACUACCAGCUUUUGUGCCUUGGGAGUAUACUGGGGACAAAAAGGACUUGCGAGAUCCGUUGUUGGAGUUUGUAGAAUAUAGGGUUUUUCGCCGCCGCUGCUUCUAUUGCAUUUACAUAGCAGCAGAAGAGAAGCAUUCAAGCGUGGGAUCUUGGAUUCGGAGAUUUUGUUCACUUCUUACCGAGAGGCCGUUAUUUGAAAAAAUGAAACAAGCGAAAAUGGAAGAAGGAAAUGGGGUCGAUCACUUUGCUCGCAUCACAGAGGAACUACUCUCGUUGAUAUUAAGCCGGUUUGAAAACCUAAAGCAUCUGUGUGGAUACUCCCUUGUCUCGAAGCGUUUUGCUUUGGCUAUUUAUGAAUUGAAAUCUGUUCAUUUGACUCUUCCAAGUACUACACACUCUACUGAAUCAGCAGAUGAAAUCUGUGCACUUCUCCCUAAGCUGGCAGACGUCAAACUGCUGACAGGCUUUACCAGUGAAGAAAUGAGUGAAUUCAUCAAGUUAUCACCGAUUAAGGAGUUGGGGUUCUUGUCAUUCCUUCAGAACUUCAGGGAACUCAGAUCUAUUUCGUUGGACUUCACAUGUCCUCGCAGCAUCUGCAGUUCCUCACUUUGGAAAGUGAGGGUGAAAUUCAGCAGUGGUGGAGCCAUGGUGGAACUCUUUCUAGAACUACCAGCUUUUGUGCCUUGGGAGUAUACUGGGGACAAAAAGGACUUGCGAGAUCCGUUGUUGGAGUUUGUAGAAUAUAGGGUUUUUCGCCGCCGCUGCUUCUAUUGCAUUUACAUAGCAGCAGAAGAGAAGCAUUCAAGCGUGGGAUCUUGGAUUCGGAGAUUUUGUUCACUUCUUACCGAGAGGCCGUUAUUUGAAAAAAUGAAACAAGCGAAAAUGGAAGAAGGAAAUGGGGUCGAUCACUUUGCUCGCAUCCCAGAGGAACUACUCUCGUUGAUAUUAAGCCGGUUUGAAAACCUAAAGCAUCUGUGUGGAUACUCCCUUGUCUCGAAGCGUUUUGCUUUGGCUAUAUAUGAAUUGAAGUCGGUUCAUUUGACUCUUCCAAGUACUACACACUCUACUGAAUCAGCUAAUGAAAUCUGUGGGCUUAUCCCUAAGGUGGUUGGCUUCACCAGUGAAGAAAUGAGUGCAUUCAUCAAGUCAUCACCGAUUAAGGAGUUGGGGUUCUUCUCAUUCCUUCGGAACUUCAGGGAACUGAGAUCUAUUUCGUUGGACUUCACAUGUCCUCGCAGCAUCUGCAGUUCCUCACUUUUGAAAGUGUGGGUGAAAUUCGGCAGCGGUGGAGCCAUGAUGGAACUCUUUCUAGAACUACCAGCUGUUGUGCAUGAGGAGGCUUCAUCAUCUGACGAGUCUUCUUCAUCUGAUGACGAGGACCCAUGCGCUGCACUAACAGACACAGGAAUGCAUGCACAGUCUCUCUUUCGAUGUUGUUGUGUUUGGUUACUUGUGCAGUGUUUGCUCAGAAAAUGCCACCCUUCACUUGCGAGUGUCACCAUCACAAAUAGCGAGAAAGAGGGGGGACAAUUUGUGAACAAUAUAAAUCUUCUUUUUCGGAUAAACAAGUCGAAUGAAACAGAACUAUGCUCAUUGAAUCAGACACUUGUUGGAUGUGUGACUCAAAAAUCCCGGAAUCAGGAUAACUGGUGAAAGUGGUGAAUCAUGCGACGUUAGAUCCGGUGGAUGAACUAGAUUCUGAUCCAGGCGCGUUGGAUGGCGAUGAUGUAGUGACUUGGGAGUAUACUAGAAUCGUUGUUGAAGUUUUUAGGUAAAUAUGGAGAAACAUUUCCUUAUCCACGUUUAACUUUGCCGAAACUAGCUCUUCUUUCAUUUGAUUUAAUGUUAAUUUGGGACUACAUUUUGAUAUUUAUCUUUAUCUGAGAAUGUCUCUAUCUAUA
This is a messenger RNA of Salvia hispanica, 3174 nucleotides long. Lineage: Eukaryota; Viridiplantae; Streptophyta; Magnoliopsida; Lamiales; Lamiaceae. The record is from RefSeq and is a predicted model, not a curated record.